UCGAACGUCUCCUUCAGGUCUGGUGGCAGGGUGGCAGCGUUCCGGAGCGCGAUGGUAGGAGAGAGUCUCUCCCGCCCCCGGAGGCGACAGACUUGACACGCUGUCGCCGCUGUGCGCGGCGCUGAUUCAGUGAGACCCGCGCUUUCAUUCGGUCGGUCUGGUAACCACGCGCGAUGUUGUUGAAGGUCGCGAAUGACGGUGGCGGCAGCGGUAGGCCUGCGGGCGGCCUUCUAGACUCCCCGACGCUCGCCAGGGUCGAAAGGGCCAUGCUCAGACACCAGGAGGGAUCCCAGAGGGAUGCGGUCGCUCAGGAACAGGCUAGGGCGCAAUAUACACAGGAAAUGAUUGCUAUCUGCUGA
Molecule: messenger RNA, 359 nt
Organism: Acanthoscelides obtectus
Lineage: Eukaryota; Metazoa; Arthropoda; Insecta; Coleoptera; Chrysomelidae
Source: the annotation of a GenBank genome assembly